This is a messenger RNA of Cygnus atratus (black swan), 3359 nucleotides long. RefSeq names its product Rap associating with DIL domain (gene RADIL). NCBI's taxonomy places the organism in Eukaryota, Metazoa, Chordata, Aves, Anseriformes, Anatidae. Gene Ontology annotation, cellular component: microtubule. The coding region runs from base 16 to 3351 and encodes 1111 amino acids. The record is from RefSeq and is a predicted model, not a curated record. Gene Ontology annotation, biological process: neural crest cell migration; signal transduction; substrate adhesion-dependent cell spreading. The transcript is spliced from 14 exons. Gene Ontology annotation, molecular function: GTPase binding.
ACGGCCUCCCGCACCAUGUUUUACGGAUCCUCCUCCACCAUGGCUCCGCCGUCCAAGAACCGGCUGAAGCGCCAGAGCCGCCUCCUGUCCCAGGUCCUGCAGCGCACGCUGAGCUACAAGGACCGGAGCCCCACCUCGGCUUCCCCCGCAGGCAGCGGGGACGACCCGGCCGAGCUCUCCACCCAGCUCUCCGCCCCGGGCGUCCUGAAGAUUUUCGGGGGCAACAUCUGCGCGGGCACCAACUACAAGAGCGUGUUGGCCACGGGCAGCUCGGGCGCACGGGAGCUGGUGAAGGAGGCCCUGGAGCGCUACGGGCUGAGCCAGCUGGGCGCCGGGCACUACGCGCUGUGCGAUGUCAUCGGCAGGUUCGAGGGCCCCGAGAAGCGGUGGCACACCGAGGGGCUCAGGGUCCUCGGGGACCACGAGAAGCCGCUGCUCAUCCAGGACCUCUGGAAGCCCAGGGAGGGCUUCUCGCGGCGGCUGGAGCUGCGCAGGCGGGCGGAGGUGGAGGAGAUGGCGGCCAGGGAUGUGGACACCACCACGGCAGGCAUCAACGCCCAAGCGCGGAAACUGCAGCGGCACCGGGCCAGGGGGGCCAUGCGGGUGCUGGCGGGGGCUAAGCGGCUCAGCACCCCCCCGGCCCUGCGACGCAGCCUCAGCGAGAGCAGCCUGGGCCGCCCGGCGUCGCGGGACGAGGAGCAGCUCCGCAGGCACUGCUCCACCUUGCCCGACAGCCUGCGGGGUCCGGCCAGCCCGCGGGGGCCCGCGGCGGAGGAGCGGAGCGGGAGCAGCAUGCGGUACUCCCUCUACCAGUCCCCGCACCUCCUGCUCCUGCAGGGCUACAGCCAGCAGCAUGACAGCCUGGUGUACCUGCUGAACCGCGAGCAGCACACGGUGGGCCAGAGGACGCAGGCGAGCAAGCCCAGCAUCAGCCUGUCGGCCCCGGACAUCCUGCCCCUGCACUGCACCAUCAGGAAGCUCCGAGCAUCCCGGCACCGCUCCGAGGAGCAGCUGGUGCUGGAGCCCAGCGCCGGCGCCGGCGUCUCCAUCAACUUCUGCCAGGUGGCCCGGACGGCCGUGCUGCGGCACGGGGACCUGCUGUCCCUCGGCCUCUACUACCUGCUCCUCUACAAGGACCCCAUGAAGGCUCAGCCUCUGCCGGCGCAGACCCUGCUGCGGCUGCGGGCGCUGCACCCCGAGGGCCCCCCCAUCUGCGGGGCGUGCGGCAGCCUGCUGAAGGAACGGGGUUUUUCGGGGGCUCCUUCCAAAAAACGGGGCCCUUCGCCCACCGGCGGCCCCAGGGCUCCCCGCAGAAAGCUGCUGCUGGAGUUCGAGCCGGCGGCCGAGGACGUGCUGCUGCGGCGCAUCGUGACCCUGAUUGAGCCGGGGGGGGACGACCACAAGCUGACCCCCGCCUUCCUGAUCUGCCUCUGCAUCCAGCACUCGGCCUCCAGCUUCGAGCCCGGAGACUUCGGGCAGCUGCUGCUCAAAGCGGCCAAAAUGAUCCAGAGGACGGUGUGGGAGCGGACGCGGGAGCUGGCUGAGAAGCAGUCCCAGCACCAGGACCCCGCCGCCCUGUCCCGCUUGGGCAUCGCAGACCUGCUGCCGGACCUGCAGCACAUCCUCUUCUGGAUGUCCAACGCCAUCGAGGUCCUCUACUUCGUCCAGCAGAAGUCGCCCACCUACAUCCAGAGCAUGGAGGAGGAGCUGGACGUCAAAGGCUCCAAGGAGUCUCUGUUCUCCUCGACCAUCACAGCCAGCGAGGAGGCGAUGACGGUGCUGGAGGAGGUGAUCAUGUACACCUUCCAGCAGUGCGUCUACUACAUCUCCAAGUGUCUGUACGUGUCGCUGCCGGCCCUGCUGGAGUGCAACCCCUUCCAGAACGAGGGCCGGGAGGGCUGGCGGGCGUCCCCGCCGCUGCCCGAGGAGCUGCGCAGGGUGGUGCUGACCUACCAGGCUGUGCUGGACCUGCUCCGCCAGUACGAAGUGCACCCCGAGAUCACCUCCCAGAUGUUCGCCUACCUCUUCUUCUUCUCCAACACGCUGCUCUUCAACCAGCUCCUGGACAAGGGCUCCUCUCUUGGCUGCUUCCACUGGUCGCAGGGGGUGAAGCUGCGAGCCAGCGUGCGGCUGCUCCUCGAGUGGCUGCGCGGCGCCGGCUUCGAGCAGCUGGCCCAGCAGUUCUUCGCCAAGCUGGCCAGCGUGGCCAACCUGCUGGCCAUGCCCGGCUCCCAGCUGCUGCAGAUGAGCUGGCCGGCCCUGCGAGCCGAGUUCCCGGCGCUGAGCCCCGCGCAGCUCCACUGGGUGCUGAGCCAGUGCCAGGCGGUGAUGGACGUGGGCUUCGUCGCGGCGUGGCAGCCCGGCGAGGAGGACAGCACGACCGCCUUCCAGCACGAGGGGAUGCUGGAGUCCUUCGACAACCACCCGCCCAUCGUCCUGCCCAGCGGGGGCUUCAAGGUGGACCUGGAGGUGGAGACGCUGGACGAUAACAUCUACCGGCACCUCCUCUACAUCCGCCACUUCCUCUGGAGCCUGCAGAGCAAGAGCCCCCAGGGCGGGGAAGGGCCAGGCGCAGCACCCCCAAAGAAAGAGCCACGCGCAACACCAGAAGUCCUGGAGGAGAACACGAGCCUGGUGGCAGCCCCGGGGAGCAGCACGGUCACCCCGGGGGGCUGCUGCUCCCCAGGGGGCUGCACCGAGCCGGAUGGGAGCCCCCUGCCCGCCCUAGCUGCCAACGGCUGCCCCCGGCAGCACCCCGCCGGCGAGCCGCAGCUCCAGGAGAAGCUCCAGCAGCUGCAGCUGGGCAGGGGCCCGCCCCCCCCGGCCCCCUCCUGCCUGCUGACGCCCCCCACCACCCCUCUGAACUUCGACUCCGCCAGCCCGGAGUCCCCACAGGGCACUGGCAAGACUCUGCAGGACCCGCGGAGGAACGGGAUGAACGGCACCAAAGGCAGCACCCCUGAAGGCUGCUCGCCGACCCCCUACGACUACCCCACGCCGGAAUCCUCCAGCCGCAGCUCUGCCACCGAUGACUUCUGCUACGUCUUCGUGGUGGAGCUGGAGAGAGGGCCCCUGGGGCUGGGGAUGGGGCUGAUCGACGGCUUGCACACGCCUCUCACCUCUCCCGGCAUCUACAUCCGCACCCUGAUCGAGGACAGCCCCGCGGCUGCCGACGGCAGGCUCUCCAUCGGGGACCGCAUCCUGGCUGUCAACGGCACCAGCCUCAUCGGGGCGGACUACCAGAGUGCAGUGGACCUCAUCCGCUCCGGAGGGAAGAAGCUGCGGUUUCUGGUCGCCAAGUCAGACAUGGAAAUAGCAAAGAAAAUCAUCUCCAGCUCCUCUUCCUCUUAGUUCUGGUG